Pieris rapae (cabbage white) is the source of this 2938-nucleotide messenger RNA. RefSeq names its product ras-related protein Rab-40C (gene Rab40). The record is from RefSeq and is a predicted model, not a curated record. Gene Ontology annotation, molecular function: GTPase activity; GTP binding. Gene Ontology annotation, biological process: protein localization to plasma membrane; intracellular signal transduction. The transcript has 5 exons. Lineage: Eukaryota; Metazoa; Arthropoda; Insecta; Lepidoptera; Pieridae. Gene Ontology annotation, cellular component: synaptic vesicle; endosome; plasma membrane. Bases 361 to 1239 code for a protein of 292 amino acids.
UCGACCAUAUAUUUUUGUGAAAAUUGUGAUUGUGUUGUUUUUGUACAAAAAAUGAUUACCAUUAUUAAAAUAAAUGAUAACAAAAUAAACGAAAUCUUGUAGUUGUUUCAAACAUAAAACCUUUUACAACUUUUACUACAUAGCAUAAGGUUUUCGUAUACUGUGGCGUAUUACUGAAUUCGUUAAAACUUAGAAUUAGAAACAAUUAUUUUUUUAUACUGCUAUUUUUAGUUAAUUGUUACAAACAUUUUACGUUUAUUAUGAUAUUAACUUAUACAUGGGACACACAAAGGAUUAAAAACUGAACGAUAUUAUGUAUACAUUUGUGUGGGGUAAUAACCACCUGGGCCUCAGGAAUUUAUGGAAAGUAUGUUUAGCACGACUGGUAUGGUAGCAGCACCGCAGCAAGCGACGGGCCAAGUCGCAUCAAACGGUAGCACCACCCUUCCUAGGUCACAUCAUCAGAGACCAGGCCGUCCACCUGCAGCUCCUAAAUCUUAUGACUACUUGUUAAAAGUUUUACUUGUGGGGGAUUCUGAUGUUGGGAAACAAGAGAUUCUGCAGGAUUUAGAGGAUGGUUCUGCUGAUUCACCUUUUUGCAGUGGCAGUGCAUACAAAACAACAACAAUCCUCUUAGAUGGCAAAAGAGUGAAACUACAACUCUGGGAUACUUCAGGACAAGGCAGAUUUUGUACAAUCAUUCGUUCAUAUUCAAGAGGUGCUCAGGGAAUUCUACUUGUAUAUGACAUAACAAAUAAAUGGUCCUUUGACAGUAUUGACAGGUGGCUUGAAGAAGUUGAAAAGCACGCCCCAGGAGUACCAAAGGUGCUAGUGGGUAAUCGGUUGCACUUAGCAUUUAAACGACAAGUACAAGAACGCGACGCUGAAAUGUAUGCAGCUAAAAAUCACAUGGCCUUUUUCGAAGUGAGUCCGCUCUGUGACUUCAAUAUAAGGGAAAGUUUUUGUGAGCUCUCGCGGAUGGCUCUACAUCGUAAUGGCAUGGAGCGAUUGUGGAGGAGCAAUAAAGUCCUCAGUCUCCAAGAGCUAUGUUGCCGUGCGAUCGUAGCACGAACAUCCGUAUAUGGACUCGAAAGACUUCCCUUACCGAGCACGCUCAAGUCUCAUCUCAAGUCGUAUGCGAUAUCAGCCGCUCCUUCGAGACAUCGUGCUAGGCCCUCGAAACACUCGCAUCAUACACGACUCAACUGUACUGGGAGAAAUUCUUGCAGUAUCACAUAAUGGUUAGUUAAUAAAAUGGCGUCAUUAUUUAACAAAUUAUUAGACUUUCUGGUAGUUUUCAAAUUUGUUCAAGUUUCCGUCAUUCCUAAUUUUGUUAUAGAAAUGCAUGACAUCAAUGAUGUAUUAAAAACUUUUCAUAACGUUCUCGAAGUUUUUAAUAAGAACAGAUUAAAUAUGAGAUUGACCAUAUUUGUAUAAAGAAUUUGAACUUUUUAUUCCACUAAUUUGUCUAAUGUACAAUAUGUAAGCGUUUGCGUCGAAAUGUAUAUGAAUAUUGUAUCCCCAUUUUGUAACACCCUGCUUCUCAAUCCUAAUAUAUGUUGUAAUUGCAACGUGUAAUUUUUUGUUGUUUUAGGACACGUGCGUAUUAAUUGUAUUAAAAUAUUUUAUAGACUGAAUUUGUAUUCCAUCAAUUAUCUUAGAAUUUCUUAUUUCUUGUGACAAUGACAUUUGCAUUACGAUCACUAUUUUUCAGUAGUUGCAACCACAAUUUUUGUCUAUGAAUUUUGAUGUUAGGUAUACUUCAAAGUUAGACAUAGAUUAUGUUCUUUGUAUUUUUUUUGCAAUGUAUAUCAUUGGCGAAUACUAGCGAAAUAUGCGAGAUUCGAAUUGACAAAAUACUGGCUGUAAUUGACAACGGAUUUGUGACUAUUGUAAGCUAUUUAGGGUACUUAACUUGUGAAUAUGUGUUAUUUAUUAGUAUUAUGUGAAUAUUUUGUAGCACGGCAUUUCGCCCUCUGUCCAUAUUAUUCAAACUUGUGUAUUGUCAUGUGCCUAGUGGUAAGGUUAGACUAUGGUGCAAUUUUUACAAAACUUCAUAGCUUCAUUGAUUCAGCCGUGGUGCAUAUUUUUGAGCCCAUAAAAUAAUAACAAAGUCCAUUAUUGUAAGCAAAAAAACACCAAUUCUCUUUAAGUCAUGUAGGGUUAGUAUAAAUUUUAGCGAAUUGUCGAAAAUGGAACUCUUAUAUCGAAUAAUUGUGACUCUUCAUUUCGCUUCCUUGAUAUACGAAACAAUUGACGCUGCCAUUUAAAAUGUCAAACAAAAAAAACAAGGUUUAUAUUUUUUUACGGAUUAUGUUAUAUCAUUUUCGACAAGUCGUUGAAUAAUUUACUAACCUCGUGGAUAAAACUGCACAUUCAAUUUUAAAUUCAUGGGGUUCAAUUAUUUUUUACGCCGUGUGUAUCUUUAAUACUGCGCAAAACUAAUAAAUUUUGUUAAAUCCGUCCCUAGGUAACGAUUUCUUAACUAUCUUUAAUAAGUUAAGAAAUAUUCUUUCGAAAACAAUGUUGAAUGAACGCUAAUUUCUGAAACUGUACCCAUUGCAUGUUUAAUAAUUACCCUUUAAUCUAUAGGAUAAGUUUCAUGAAGUACAUGUAUUUAUUAAUCCUAAUUCCUAAGUCAUAAUUUUAAUCAAUUUGUAUUCAUCAAAUUUUGUAGGUGCGAAAAUUACUCAAACCAAAAAUAUUUUCAUGUUAUUUUUUUGUAAAUAGUUCCUUCAAAAUUAUUUUGAUUUGUUUAUUUAUAUACCCUUUAAAAAUUAAUAAGUUAUCUUUUGUACAUAGUAUGGUUUCAUUUGAACUAUUUGUGAUAAUUUUAAUAUAAUCCAAAUAUACUUAAACCAGCUAAAAGUUCGGUGAAUACAGUCAUAACGUUAUCACUUCUAUUGUAAGUUGUGAAAUAAAACUAAUUUAAUAAAUA